This is a messenger RNA of Grosmannia clavigera kw1407, 1575 nucleotides long. Its product is annotated as peroxisomal-coenzyme A synthetase. The transcript has 4 exons. Gene Ontology annotation, molecular function: medium-chain fatty acid-CoA ligase activity. Gene Ontology annotation, biological process: fatty acid metabolic process. The record is from RefSeq and is a predicted model, not a curated record. The coding region runs from base 1 to 1575 and encodes 524 amino acids. NCBI's taxonomy places the organism in Eukaryota, Fungi, Ascomycota, Sordariomycetes, Ophiostomatales, Ophiostomataceae.
AUGUCUACGACUCUCCGGUCGGCCGUCAAUGGCCGGUCAAGCUCGACGGCUGUCAUCAUCCCGCGCACGGUGGCCUCGCCCACGCCGCUCGUCGUCUCCUAUCUCGACCUCGUCUCGGACGUGUCUCGCUACCAGGCCAAGCUCGCAGGACUCGGCAUUGGUCUGGCGGCACCGGUAUCUAUUGCCACGGUCAACUCGUACGAGUUCAUCGUUGCCUUUCUCGCUGCUGCCUGGCAGCGUGCCGUGGCUGCACCGCUCAACCCGGCCUACAAGCAGGACGAGUUUGAGUUCUACAUCGAGGACGUCAAGUCGGCCAUCGUGCUCGUCCCCCGAGGCGCCUAUGCUGCCGACAGUCCGGCCGUGCGUGCUGCUCGUAAGUUCCAUGCCGCCAUUGCAGAGUCGUACUGGGACGAGGCCAGACGUGAGGUCGCCCUCGACGUCAAGGAGCUGGGACAGCUGGAAUGCCUGACCGCUCAGCCGGUCCUAGUGGCCGAGCCCGACGAUGUGGCCCUUGUGCUGCAUACGAGCGGUACUACUUCUCGGCCCAAAGUGGUGCCUCUCACACAUCGCAACCUGACACGGACGAUGAAGAACAUCCAGGACACAUACCAGCUGACUCCGGCCGACCGUACGAUGCUGGUGAUGCCUCUAUUUCACGUGCACGGGCUGGUGUGCGGCCUGCUGGCGCCGCUGCGGUCGGGCGGAUCACUGAUCGUGCCGCCCAAGUUCUCGGCCACCGAGUUCUGGCGCGACUUCGUCGAAUACGGCGCCAACUGGUAUACGGCCGUGCCGACGAUCCACCAGAUUCUGCUGAAGAACCCGGUGCCGCAGCCGCGGCCGGCCAUCCGGUUUGUGCGGUCGUGCUCGUCGCCGCUGUCGCCAACCGUCUUUGCCCAGCUCGAGGCUGCCCUGGGUGCGCCCGUGCUCGAGGCCUACGCCAUGACCGAGGCUGCCCACCAGAUGACGUCCAACCCGCUGCCACCGGCCCAGCGCAAGCCCGGUGCCGUCGGUAUCGGCCAGGGCGUCGAGAUGCGCAUCCUCGACGAUGCCGGCACCGAGCUGCCGUCCGGCGCCGAGGGCGAGAUCUGUGUCCGGGGUGAGAAUGUCACUAAGGGCUACCUCAACAAUCCGGCCGCCAAUGCUACUGCCUACACGGCCGACGGCUUCUUCCGCACCGGCGACCAGGGCCGCAAGGACCCAGACGGCUACAUUGUCAUCACCGGCCGCAUCAAGGAGCUCAUCAACAAGGGCGGCGAGAAGAUCAGCCCCAUUGAGCUCGACAACAUCCUCGCCCGCCAUCCCGCCAUUGCUGAGGCCGUCUGCUUUGCCAUCCCCGACGACCUCUACGGCCAGGACAUUGGCGUUGCCGUCGUCCGCAAGGCCGGCGAGCCGCUGACGGCCGACGAGCUGCGCGCCUGGGUUGCCGACAAGGUGGCCAAGUUCAAGGUGCCCAAGAAGAAGCUCACAAGCCAGAUCUACUUUACCGACGUCAUGCCCAAGACAGCCACCGGCAAGAUUCAGAGACGGAUCGUUGCCGAAACCAUGCAGAAGCAGGACGGCAAGGCGAAGUUGUAG